Molecule: messenger RNA, 1123 nt
Organism: Jatropha curcas
Lineage: Eukaryota; Viridiplantae; Streptophyta; Magnoliopsida; Malpighiales; Euphorbiaceae
Product: DNAJ heat shock N-terminal domain-containing protein
Molecular function (GO): iron ion binding; electron transfer activity
Source: RefSeq, a predicted model, not a curated record
AUGGCACAAUUGCGUUCUACAGUAUGCACAGACGGUCUUAAAAUUUGGAGUCCAUGGUUGAGAGUGGGUGGUUCAACCCAACCAAAGAGCGUCACAAGUUGGUGUUGGAAGCGAAGAUCACCUUCUCAUGCCUUUCGCAGACUAAGGGUUGCAACCGAUGAUUCGCCUGUUGCCGAUGACUAUUAUGCUGUUCUUGGUCUGCUUCCAGAUGCUACGCCAGAGCAGAUUAAGAAAGCAUAUUAUAAUUGCAUGAAAGAAUGUCAUCCAGAUUUGAGUGGAAAUGAUCCCCAAACUAAUAAUUUCUGCAUGUUCAUUAAUGAAGUCUAUGCUGUUUUAAGUGAUCCUGUGCAGCGCAUGGUUUAUGAUGAAAUUCAUGGCUAUGCUUUGACGGCAAUUAAUCCUUUCUUGGAUGAUUCCGCUCCAAGGGAUCUUGCAUUUGUCGAUGAGUUUAGCUGCAUAGGCUGCAAGAAUUGUUGCAAUGUGGCCCCAGAUGUAUUUGGACUUGAGGAAGACUUUGGAAGAGCUAGAGUCUACAGCCAGUGUGGAAACACUGAAUUAGUGCAACAGGCAAUUGAAAGUUGCCCAGUUGAUUGUAUCCAUUGGACUUCUGCAGCACAACUAUCUUUGCUUGAGGAUGAAAUGCGCAGAGUAGAAAGAGUAAAUGUUGCACUGAUGCUUUCAGGAAUGGGAUCCAGGUCAGUAGACGUUUUCAGAAUGGCAAGUUCUCGAUGGGAGAAAAGGCAAGCAAAAGUCUUGGAGAAAGCUAAAAUAAGGAUGAUGAAGCAGAAAGAUUCUGAUGAAAAUGGAUCCUACUGGAGUAACACGUGGGACAAGCCAAAGGAGUAUACAAAUUCAGACGAGGAAGUGAAAGAGAGAGCUAAGAGGGCGGCAGCAGCAGCUAGAAGAUGGAGGGAGUAUUCACGAAAGGGUGUCGAUAAGCCUCCGACAUUGAAACUUCCAGAGACCAUCUCCAAUAAGGGACAAUGAUAUUUAUUCUCCAGCAGAUAAUAGAACUGUGUAAAAUUCAUAUUGUACAAUUCUCACUCAUUUUGUACAUAUGAUUAAAAGAAUCUCAAGCUGAUUAUUAAAUUUAAAACAAUGAUAUGAUUUUACAGUUAAACUA